Mirounga angustirostris (Northern elephant seal) is the source of this 10652-nucleotide messenger RNA. RefSeq names its product PH and SEC7 domain-containing protein 3-like. The coding region runs from base 1 to 663 and encodes 220 amino acids. NCBI's taxonomy places the organism in Eukaryota, Metazoa, Chordata, Mammalia, Carnivora, Phocidae. The transcript is spliced from 4 exons. Gene Ontology annotation, biological process: carbohydrate metabolic process. The record is from RefSeq and is a predicted model, not a curated record. Gene Ontology annotation, molecular function: hexosyltransferase activity. Gene Ontology annotation, cellular component: membrane.
AUGGGGGUCAACCUGGCCACUGGGAUUGAGGCUGUGUGGCACAAUGAGAGCCACCUGAACAGGUACUUGCUGGACCAUAAGCCCAUUAAGAAAUGGGCAAGGUGUGAUGCACUUAAGAUAGAGAAAUACCCUGAUGUAAAUUUAUCUGUUUCUCAUAGGAGUCCAGAGGAAAUGCAAGGGUGGAUAAACAAAAUUAAUUGUGUUGCAGCUGUAUUUUCUGCACCACCAUUUCCAGCUGCCAUUGGAUCUCAGAAAAAGUUUAGUCGUCCACUUCUGCCUGCAACUACAACAAAAUUGUCUCAGGAGGAACAGCUGAAAUCUCAUGAAAGCAAGCUGAAGCAGAUUACCACUGAGCUCGCUGAGCACCGCUCUUAUCCCCCAGACAAGAAAGUUAAAGCCAAGGAGAUAGAUGAAUACAGACUGAAAGAUCACUAUCUGGAGUUUGAGAAAACCCGUUAUGAAACUUAUGUCAGCAUUCUAAAAGAAGGAGGCAAGGAGCUCCUGAGUAACAAUGAAAGUGAGGCUGCAGGACUGAAGAAGUCACAUUCAAGUCCUUCAUUGAACCCGGAUUCAUCCCCAGUAACAGCCAAGGUCAAGCGUAAUGUGUCAGAGAGGAAAGAUCACCGACCUGAAACACCAAGCAUUAAGCAAAAAGUCACUUAGAAUCCAUCUGUGACCAGGAAGUACUGGUCAUGGAGCAAAAUAGAGUUUUUCAAGAUCUUUCUGGUAAACCCGUGAAUAUAUUUUUAAACAGUCUGUGACUAAAUGGUGCAUUAGUAACCUUUUCUAUUGUAUAGUUUUGUUAGUUUCUGUACUGAUUGUCUCUUUGCUCUUAAUUUCUUUGCUUUGAUGAUUUUUUUGCUACUUGAUGACUAAUGCACCUUUUUCGUGAGGGGGAAAGGAUUGUGAUUUCAGAAUGAAUUGCGUGUCACUUUUCCUUUGUUUUUUUUUUCUUGUUUGCCCUCUUCUCAGUUGUUUUAUGUAUUCUCAAAUCAGCUGUUACACUUUUUUAAGGUUAAAAAAUUUAAUUCAUUGUGAAACAUUUAACUGGACAAACUUGGUAGUUUAGCAAAUUCUAGCCAGAGUUAAUACAAGCCUUUAUAUGUGAAAUCUUGCUCAGUCACAGAGGUGAAAUUGAGCACUCACAGAAAUUCAGUUAAGAAUAACAAUUCUGGGAAUCAAGAUGUUCUACUGUGAUGCAGGUGUGCAUACAUCUUUGCACUUACUGUUGAGUUCUGACCCUGCUGGAAGCAGGGAUAGGAGGUGUGAAGAUCGGAGGACUGGAGAACUUAAGAAGUGCAUUAGCUUCCUUGAAGUGUUGAUUUCAUUUCAGCCAAAGAAGGAAAGAGGAAGUGGAAUCUUUUGCCAUUGAAGGUUGUGGAAAGACAACACCAAGUUUAUUUUGUUUCGUAAAGGGCAGUGGCAAUAAUCGACUCUUGAGAAGCUGUAGCAGUAGGCAUGUGGUCGGUGUGCAGGAAAUUGUUACCUCACUCCCAGGGUCUAGACUAGGAAUCCAGAAUCAUCUCUAUCAUCAAUACCCUGCCAUUCAGGAAUUAGGUUAUUUCAGACAUUUUGUUAUCUCCUGUUUGUAAAAUAUUGGGGUCUUCCUAACAAAAUAAUGUUGAAAAUGGAACCUCUUCUGUUCUUUUUUAAAUCAAAACAAAGUAAGACAGGAAAAAGCUGCGGUUCAGCAAUGCAAUGAUUCUUUAAAAUAAAUCUGAAAGUAAUAAAUUGAAUGAAUUGUGGUUGGAAAACAGGAAUCUACUGGUUGCAGAUGCAAGGUUACUUAUUUUAUUCUGAUCUCAGUCUUUUUGAUAGCCAAUUCACUCUGCUACUACUGAACUUUCUCCUAAAAAUAAGUACUUUAUUUUAAAUCAUUAUUUUCUACCUAUUCAAAAUAGUUCUGUUAACCUUACAGUAAUGAGUUUGUUCCAGUGAUGGUCCCUUUGCAAUUUAGGAUGAUAAACAGCACAUUCUCUUGUAGAGGAAGAAAAAGUGAAAAAUGAGCCCUCUAUGAGUUAGAACUUUGAUUUUGAAAUCUUGAAACUUUGUGAUCCUGAAAGCUAUACUCUCCAUGAUUUCAGAACUAAUGGAAUCACUUUGAAUACUCUUUUUCCCUCCCAUACAUAUUUGCUCUAGUUAUUAGUUAAAGGUACUAUGACCAAAGAAUCAGGGACUCUGCAUGAAUAUCAUGGUUCUGGUGAAUUAGAGAAAACCUGCUAUUAAACCAUGGUGGUUUCUGGUGGCAUAUUGUUCUGAUGUACCAGCAUUUAAUCACAAGAUUAUUUAUUAACAUUUAUUUCCUUUACCUAUAUAAAUGCCCAUAUUUGCUAGUGCCCAGAAAAGAGAAACCCCACGCUAUGGUUGUAGCUGCUUGCUUUGUGAUAAGUAUUUUGCCACACCUUUGAAGAAUUCACUCUAACCCUGUUGUGUUUACAUAAAGGCAAUGACUAAAUUUAUGUUCCAAAACCAUAAAACAAACAGGGUAGUUACCAAUAUGGCCCUGUGUACCUGAUUCAUUUUUGUAGCUUCUGACCAAAUCCAAGAUUUCCAUGAGGGAAUCAUCUUUCUUCCUCAAAUCUGAACAAUUAGCCUGUUUGUUUUCUGCCUAGAUAUUCAUACCAAGCAGAGAGAAAUACCUAGACUAUAUCAUUUCUGAGCUUCAGUAACUAAAGAAAAAUAAACAUCCCUGAUUGGCUUGAAUGUGUUUGUCCACAGUGUGACUGUGUCUGUGUAUAUAGAAUGUCUCUGUGUAUUUUACUUACAGUAUAUAAUAGACAUGAAAUGGUACCUUGCUGCAGUGUUUCUGACAUUUAGAGUAGUUCUGAAAUGCUUAGUUAGCAUCAGCACCACUACAGCAUUAUUCCUAUUAUAUGAUUCUCUAAUGUUAGCUACAGGAACUUCUGUAUAUGCUAAUAGAUAGAUAAAUGGAUGAGAAGGACACUUUGAAGCUGCUGUAUACUAUGUUUGCAUAGUUUCUCUUUAAAAACAACCGCAAAAGGUUUUUCUGUCAGUCAGGAUCCCAGAUUGCCCUGGCAUGAUGUUGCCCAUCUGCAGGGGAUGGGUUGAGAAUACCUCUGCCCUAUCUAUUGUCAGUGCAUCUAGCAGGCCAAGAGUGUUUCCAAUAGGAGGAAACGGCCCCGGAUUUGACUAGAUUCGGAGUCUUCCCAUAGCCAACCACAUUUUCCUUCGUGAUAAUUUCUUUCCUGUGGUAUCUAGUCAGAAGAAAUUGAAGACAUUUCCUUUCACAGCUAUUCCAAGCAUGCUGCCUAGUUCACAGUACAGGGGGCCUCUCCUCCUCCUUUCCUUCUGAAGGUACUCCCGCUUUUCCCAUCCCCACUCCUCACCAUACCUCAGCACCAGGAGCCUUGGGAUUUCUCUCCAUGUGAUAAAUCAUUAUUCUCCUUCACAUAAAUACACUUAGUAUUAUUUUUUGUACAGAAAAUCUUUAUAGCCAUCAAAACACCUUGGUGAUAGUCUUAUUGCAAAAUUGACCAUAGAAGUGGCCCAUGUAUAAAAUCUUUAAGUGUUUUCGGGGUUUGUUCCCCCACCUCGCAUGUUGACUUUUACAAGAGGUGUCAGAAAUCCAUUGUUAGCAAUCAGACUUAACUACUAGCAUGCAGAGUCCUCAUUUUAUUGCCAGGCUAUAGCCAUUGUUUGAAGUGCGCUUUUUAGAAACAUUUUGGUAACUCUUAGCAAUGCCUAAUUAAACCAAGCAAUACUUCCAUGUAUUUUAAUUAAUCAUAAGUAAAACCAAUGUGUAGGAGAGUCCUGUGGUGGAACUGUAGUGCCUAUCGAUCUUAGUUAAAGAAGGUAGAAAGCAACUGUGCAAGACCCUCUAGGCUUCUCUGUUAUCCUAAUUCAGAAGAUGAGGACUGUGUCCUAGUCAGGAGUGACAUGAGGGACUUAAUUCUGGAAGAGCAAAAUUGGCUGGCUUUCCAAGGCCAAGCUAGAGGUGGGCUCUUGAGUUUGUAUAUCACCCUGUGGCCAAACCACAGAACUUCUGAGGCUGCAGAAGAAUUUAUAUAACCAGCAGUGAAGGAGCAUUUUCUGCUGGCCCUGGCCUGCUACUCCUUCUGAUAUAAAGAGCUUGAAAAGCUGUUCUUAGGUAAGGCAGGGCCUGAUUUGGUAUGAGCUUUAACUCUUCUCUGCCUUUAUCCCUAAUUGUAGACAAUGGGAAGAAACUUGACCUUUUAGAAGUUUCUCUAUUGUCUUACUAGCAAGACUUUCUUGAGUAUAGUUAGUUGUCAUUGGAUUUUGAAUUCCUUUGGCAUCUUUCCUUGUAGUCAUCAGUUAGUCUUUUUUAAGCCAGAAUUCACAGGGAGUUUCAGAGCCUUGUAGGUCCAAAUUUCUGUACCUUAGCUCAUGGACCUGGUCAAGUUUUCAGCACGUUGGUAGCUACCUUCCUUAAUUUCAGCAGCGAACAAUCUCUUCACUUUUCAAAUGACAGUUUUUUCCGAUUGUAACAUUAACACUGUUAAACAAAGAACCAAAGUGGCAUCUUAGGACUUAUUAAAAGUAGAGUUUAGUUAAUGAAUAAUAGUGUGAGUUUGGGUUUAAAUAGCAUCUGCUUUUCUCAGCAUCUAAGUUACUCUGACAAAAAAAGAUCAAUCAGCUUUGUAGGCAGAUGAGUCUCUGGGUCUACCUUGCUGCAAAGCUUUCUGGCCGUCUCUUCUCCCAGGCCAGGUCAGGCCACUAGUCGGCCUCGGGUCAACAGAUCUCCAUCAGCCUUUUGACAUCUUACACUAUCAAGUCACAUAGAGGACUUUACAAGUCAGUAGUUCACCACAAAAUAAUUCCAACAAGUGAUAGGGAGGUGCUUUGUCAUUGCUUCUCCUCUCAGAUUCCUUUUCAGUGUCUCACUGUUAAAAGGGGAUCUAAAGUCCAAAGCCAUUGCCAUUCUCCUUUUGUACCUAUAGUAUCCAAAACCCAAGUGGGCAGCAUUCUGCUUAGGACAAUAACACCCAUUGCAUGCAAAGAGAAUAUCUUCAUAGAGAGAAUGUCAGUAAAUACUUGAAUCUGCAUGAUAGUUUGUUGACUUGAAUGCAACAGCAAGAAAAUAUUGCAAGUUAAGUAAUUGUAUAUACAGUUUCCUUCAAUCUCCGUGGCUCAUUCUUUGUAAUUUAUGUGUGUAUUUGUGGUGUUGCAGGCUUUUGGAGAAUAUUCAUAUAGAUAGUAUGUCAGACAUCAAAGAAAAUGCUUUCUGUCACUUGCCAAUGUUGUAUUGUGGGUAUUUAUAGUUGUAUGUAUGUAUGUGUAUAUGUAUCAAUGUGUAGACUGUAUAUCAGUAUAUGGUAUAUGUAUAUCAAAUUUAUUUUUAUCUUUAAUAACCAGUGUGAUAUGAAAAGCAAGUAAAAACCUCAUAGGGUUGAUUAUAUAAUACAGUUAUUGAGAGUAUAUAUAGUGGUACUGUUUUAUUAAACUUAAAUUAAAAUGAUAUUUUGAUUAGAUUUUUAAUAAGAUUUUAUGUUAGAAAAUUCCAUCUUUGAUCUUUGAAUCACCAGGGCAAAAAUGACUCUGAACUAACUUUGUGAAACUAUUUCAGUGUACUGUGUACGAUACUAAAGGGAUAGCUCAUUAUAAUUUGAGAUAUACAGAAAGAAAAAAAAAACAGGCAUCCUAUGCAGUCUUAACAACUUCAGUAUUCUGAGCACUUAACCAUAAAAUCAAACUGACAAUUUUGGGCUUAUUACAAAAUGUGAUGCUUUAAAGCACACGUUCUUUAUUGUUGUAAUUAGUCCAGAAAAAUAGAGCUUUCAGAAGAAUUAAAUAAGUGCCCACUAUAUCAUUUUUGUGCCUGUGUCUAUUCUACAGUAGAUCAAACCACUCUUCUAGCACCACCUCCUUACCCUCUUUACUUUAAAGAAAUAUUACAAUGUUAAAGUAUAUCAGGGCUUCCCAAGAUCAGGUACUAUAUUCUAGGUUUGCAGUUUUACAAAUUAGCAUCUAGUGUCACAAGUAAAAGAAUUUUAGGGCAGACUAUGGACCAGGCUAAAACUUUAUUUAAUAUUUUUAUACUUAGGUCUCUUCCUGCCUCUCCCCAAAGAAGAGCCACUGGCCUUAGUUGUUUGAGCUUACUGCUUAUCUUACAGUGUGUAAAUAGAUAAUUAGAGAUUAAAUGUAUAUUAACCAGCAUGUUUGGUGUAUUUAAAGCAGCAACUGAGUAUGUUUGAGUGAGUGGUUGAGUGCAGUAUAUUUUUAAACAUACUGUCUCCUAUUCUUUGUAUCUGAUUCAGAGAAUUGGAGUUGUGGGGUGGGAGACUAAUCUUCGGCUCCAGUCUGUAGUAGUGUGUUGGUGGUUACAUUGGAGUUUUUUAGUAAUUCUACAGUCUCAAACUAUUUUUGCAAAUAUAUCAUAUUUCCUAAUUUGUUCUUGACGUGCAGUGAACUGGCUCUGUGACUGAUCAGCAGGGUCUUUGUUCUGCAAGAGUGUGUUUCUUUCUAAAAAUUACAGUGAUUUGCAAAAGCAUCCAUUUGAUUCAGAAAGUAUAUACAAAAGGAGUAGCAAAAAUAAAGUUUCAUUUUGGGCCUUAAUCAUUUGAAAUGUUUGGACUUUUAAUAUAAAGCCAUGUAGGUUAUAAAGCCAAGUAACCAUUUGGCAUGGAUAAUAAUAUCCACUGUAUAGAGAAUAUAUAUGCACAUUGAUUUUUAAUGCCAUUAGGAUACUUUUUUAAGCUAUAGGAAUGAGACUAAUUAGACCAAAUUGAAGUCAGGGGGCUUGGUAGGGGAAGUGUAUGAGCUGGUUGCCUUCCAUUUAAGGUAGACAUACAUGUGGUCAGUUCUCUGCUCCUGAGAGAUUCAGAACCAGUUUACUGUCCCCUUAGGUGUGUAAGGGGUAAGUGUUACACAUCUGGGCCUCUCACAUGUGUACAUACACUUGCACACAUGUACACAUAGGGAAUGCUUUAAGUUAUAGGAACUUAAAACACAAAGGGCCAGAGUGUAGAAGAGGUGAUGAACGAAGGGAGUGGAAACUGCAUCACAGGAAUGUUUUCUAAGGGCUAGGGAGGAGUUUGAGCUCUACUGUCUGACUUUGAGAAGCAUUGGAUUUUUAACAAAUACGUGAGGGCGUACAUAUCACAAAUUGAAGGCUUUGUUAUAAUUCACAAGCAGUAGGUCUCCAACAUCCCGCAGUAGCAUAGGGACAUUCUAGAAGGCUGAUGUUCACUGUUUUCUAGGGUGGCAUUGCUGCUUGCCCUGGAGAUCAUUACUUUGAGAAAGAAACAUAAGUAGAGAAGCAACAAAGCAUUUACCAUAGAAGCAUUGAUGUGAAUUGUACACACUCCCUUUUGAGCUGUACUGUUGAGAAAGCUCUGAAGUAUGCUGAACAGUUAAGCAAUGACAGUGAAGAUGGAGAUGAAAAGAAACCUAGCUAAAAUAUAUUUCCCUUUGCAGGGUAAAGAGCUAAACUCUCACUAAUAGUGUUAUAAAAAGCACCUUCACUUCAAUUCCUGAAAAUGUUGGUUAGUGGAGAGAAAUUUGAGGUUUCACUUACCAUUUCCCUGUGAUAAGACUUUAGACACUUUAGAUAAGACUUUAGAUACUCCCAGGAGAGUCCUAUUCGGAAAGCUUAGUUAAGGACAGUACUGUAGGUCUGAGCUCCUUGUUCUGACCCCUGAAUACUGGGGCACUACAGAGGGUGAUAAUGUAUUCUCUCUGCAAAGAGGAGCUUCUCUUCUGGCCUUGCACUCCACUAGGGCUUCUACUGAGCAGCAAGCACAUCCUGGAUUUCAGUGCUAGUUCCCCAGCUUUAGGAACCCAGCUGUUGGAACAGGUUGACCCUGCUGAGGAAAGAUACCAACUCAGAGUGACUGAGUCACUGGGGGUGACACAUGACAAAGGUGUUUUAAAAAUUGUCUGAAGCCAAGACCAUAUAUUUUGCCUUUGCAAGAAACAAGCUGUCACAUUGAACUCUAACCAGGGAUGGAUGAUAUCUUUGCCUUUGCACCCAGAUUUCUGGAAAUGGAUGAUGUUUCAGUUCUGUGGGAAGGGUCAAGAAACACUAAACUUACUGCUUCACAUUUCUGCUCAGUUCAGAUGAGAGCUGUUGGGUAAAGGCCUAAAUGCCUCCCUGCAUUCUCUUCUACCUCAGGUUUUAGGAGCCCAUUUCUAGAACAAAAAUUUAUACAAGUGGAGAACCAGUACUGUCAGCCUUGAUUACUGUAGGACAGGUAGAAGGGUGGUAUUAUGUAUCCUUUAAUAUAGAACAAGCUUCUAACUUUUCCAGCCUAGUAACUGGGUUAUAUUUACUGUGACUCAAACUAAUUGGCAGUGUGGAACAUUCCUUUACCUUCAAAGUUAAUCUCCACCAAUCAUGGCAGUUUCAUUGCAGUCCUGGUGCCAUAUCUCCCUGCAAAUUGUGAAAGUAAUUAGUGACAAAAUAGCAGCCUACUCCUUUUCAGUGGCCAAACUGUCAGCAUUAGCAGACUUAGGUAAGCUAGUGGGACUGAAUUAUGUACUGGAAACCUGUUCCUCAUUAUCACCCACCAGAUUGAAGAAAUGCCAUCUCCUAGAAAAUUAUGGCAUUUGUGGUGGUCAUCUUUUUAAUGGAACAGUAAUUUAUGUGGAUAUUGUUAAAGUGUUUAGAGAACAUUUUGAAAAUUAAGUUUACAUUUUACAAUUGCUUUAUUUUUAUUAAAAUAGUUGUAUAUAAAUAUUACCCCAUUUCACUGUUGUUGAAGUAAACCUAAAUCAUGUAGACAAGUGAGUCCCCUGAUAUGUAUAGAAACUGUGACAUAUAUAUAGUACUUUUCUCUAUUGUGUAAAUGUUUAUGAAUAUAACUGUUCCUGUGUUUUUAUAAGUUGGGGAUAAUUUGUUGUUUUACAACAACAAAAUCUAUUGGAUUUAAGUGGUUUUUAUGUAACAGAAAUCAUGCAAAAUAGCGAAGGAUUUAAAAUAUGUACAUGAUAUAUGUAAAUGUACAAACUUUAGAAAGAAAUAAAUUAACAAAUUUCAAUCAUUUAGGGGAAUAUUUUUAUUUGCUUAUUUAAGCAACUGUAUAAUACCUUUAAAAAUCAAAACAACACAAUACACCCCCUUGCAUUAAAAAGAUAGCCACAAGCCCCACAGUGAGAGAUUUGGCCAGGGUAAUUGAUUAAGGUGUUAAGAAAGUCAAAUCCUUAGCUCUUACUCACCUCCAUUAACUUCUGUAAAAACUUGUGUUUGCACAAAGAGGUUGAUGAGACUUAGGAGGCCUGUCUUCAUCAGGAGGCUUUGAGCAGGGAAAGAACAAAAGUUUUGAAGUAAUCUCAAAAAUUCAUUUGCAUUUCCAUACUCCUAACACUUUUUAUCAAGGUAAGGGGACUGAAGAGUUAAUUAUUGCCCUAAAAUGCAAACGCUGAUCACUGCUUUAUGGUGCCUAGUGUAUACAUUUGUGUUCUCAUAACCAAACUUAAUGUUAAAAAUAACAUCUGUUGAUUUGGAAAAAGAAAAAAUAAAAUUCCACCCUAAUCACCUAACUUCUGAAUAUUUGAGAAAAUGUUUUAUGUUUGGGGAUUUGGGCUUUUUGAAGCAAGAUAGCUGAUAAAUGAAUGAAACUGAUGCCUGGCAAAGAUGAAAACUGUUAUGUGUAAAUCUCAGAGAAAUAAAUAGCUUGGGGUGGGGAAAAAGGGGGAAAUAGGUCCUUUGGCACCCCUUGGCUUCCACUAAAAUUCCCUGUGUGGCUCUCAAACACGAAUCCUCUUAGAUAAAUAUUGAAUCAUAUUGUACACCUGAAACUAAUAAAAUGUUAUAAUGUCAAUUAUAUCUCAAUUUAAAAAAGAAACAAACAUGAAUCCUCAUUGCCCAGUUGUCUGUCCUCCGGAGCUAGGAGUUUUAUAUAUCUUGUCGUAUUCCGUUUGUUGCACAAAUUAAUAUUAAAAGAUGAAACACUCAUGAGAAGAAGCUAAAACCCAGGGCAAAUUAAGAUAUAAUGAAAAAACUAUCAACUCUAAAUAAUGUCUCACCUCUACAUUAAUACUAUUCCACAGUACUGUGAGAUUUACCAAUGAGACUGCUGAAUCACCCAAUUUUUACUGAAAAAUUAUAAGCCGUAUUGAAAAUAUUGGAGACAGGCAUAUAUUUUCCUAAUAUUAGAAAAGAGUGUAAGUUCUGGAUGCUGCAGACUAGUGAGUUUGAUAUUAAUUCUAGGCAUAGUUACAGAGUGAAUGAUAAGAAUGCAACAAAUAUUACAAGCCAGCAUGGAUUCUCAAGAACAAACUAUUUCAGACUACAUGUAUUUCCUAUUUUGUAAGAUUAAGUAGAUUAGAAAAAUAUCUGAGCCCUAAAAAAGAAUUUAAUGUGGUCUUAUAUACAUUUGGGCAAAAUGGUGAAAUAUCAACGUUAUACAAUUAGUAGGUGUGUAAUCACUUGAUUGGUGCUAAUUAAAGGAUACCUAUCAACCUGGAAGAGCAUGUUUAGUGUCCAGCUGCAAAGCUUGCCUUUUGGCUCCAUCUGUCCAACAUUUCAAUUAAUAACUUGACUAAAACUACAAAAAAUGUGUUUAUUAAAAAUGUACAUGUCAUAAAGCUGGGAAAGAAUGAUUUUACUAAAGGACAGGAUCAAAAUUUGAAAAAAAAAUCUCACCAGGCAGGGAAAUGGGACAAAUUAACAAUGUGAAGUGUUGAAGUGUAAGAUUUUACACUUUGGUUAUUAAAAAAAAAAAAAAAAGUUU